CAGACACACACACACACACGAGAGAGAGACAGAGAGAGCGAGAGGGCGCUCACGCAGACCGCUGAGUGUUAGAGACGAGAGCACAGCGGACAGGCAUUCAUUCAUACAUACAUCCACACGCACGCACAUGGACAAACACUAACACGCGCUGGCCCUGGACUCCAACGCAAGAGAGCGGAAGAGAGAGAGAGAGCGGAAGAGAGAGAGAGAGAGAGGAAGAGAGAGAGAAGGCGCACACCUCUCAGAGUGAGUCUACAUAGCAAAUGCUGACUCCUGAUAGAACCAUUCCCCACAGACAGAGACACAACCCGAGAGAACCGCACUGGAGACGGCAUCAGGAGAACAGGAACCGCACGAGCAGCUGGAGCGAGAGGGGAACCCCGGACCUCCAGAGCCAGAGGGAGCAGAGGCCGGCAGUCUGGAGCCCUCUGCCCAGAACGGGGGCUCCGAGAUGGGCUGCUCGUCCGGGUGCCUGCCCUGCCAGCCCCCUCCUCCCCCUGCAGCAGCGCAGCCCCUCGCGCGGCUCUCCUCCGUGUGCGACGCCGAGUGCGGACUGCCCCAGGACGGCGUCGACGACGGCACCGUCGACGCCGGCGGCUCCACGAAACCCAACCUCCCACCGGGCCCCGGUCCAGAACCUCGCCUGCCCAAGAGCCCGGAGAACUACACGCUGGAGCGCCUGGCGCAGGCCACGGGCGGCGCCGAGAAGUCCUGGUACCGGUGCCUGUUCUCGUUCGGCUUCAUCUCGCUAGUGAUCGGCCUGGCGGGCACCAGCGUUACCUUCACCUUCAACACGCUGCCCCAGAUCAAGGUGGUGUCCAUGCUCAUGCUGAUCACGGGCAUCCUCAUGCUGCUCGUCGCCGCCAUCUGCUGGCGGGUGCGACGCGCGCGCCGGAGAGCCAAGAAGGAAGGGGGGUUCUUCAACGCCGAGCAGGGGACGCUUUAGAGGAGUGGACCGAUGACCAGGGGACGCUUUAGAGGAGUGGACCAGGGACUAGGUGAAAGCUUUGGAGGAGCGGAGUCGUGAGUAGGGGGCCACUUUAGAGGAGCAGGUGAGAGACGUUUUAGAGGAGUGGACAGGGAGUGGGACACUUUAGCAGAGUGGACACCUGAGCAGAGGGAAGCAGCAGGAGGAACCAUUAACGGUUUAGAGGAAUGAACUAUUACAAUUUAGAGAUAAGACUGUUUACUCUGAAGGAAAUUAAUCUGGCUCACACACACACACACACACACACACACACACACACUCACACUCACGCACACAAAAACUCACACACUCACACAAAGAAAAUUAUUCCUGUAACACAUACACACACCCACUCACACACACAGAGAAACCUAAUAAACCUAUUAUGCCUUUAAAUCCACAGACAUACACAGAAACACACCGCUACAAAAAAACAACAACAAUCAUCCAACAACAUGGAUGAAUCUGGGACGGAGGUAUCAGGAGGGUUGAGCUGCCUUCGUUCGUUCGUAACAUCCUUAUUAUUACUUUUCCUGAAAUACCCUGCAUCUAUGUGUUGAGAAAUCUCCAAGGGAAGAGAGCGCUGCAGAAGGAUUACUUCACUUAACUUCCAUGGCGAGGUGUCAUCUGUUUUCUUUUGACAGACUGAGUGGAGAGUUUCCAGUCCACUGCCGUGUGGACAUAUGGCUGGCUAGCACAGGCAUCCAGAGCCAAUGUGUUUACUGUGUGUGUGUGUGUGUGUGUGUGAGAGAGAGAGAGAGAGAGAGAGAGAGAGUGUGUG
Molecule: messenger RNA, 1748 nt
Organism: Alosa sapidissima (American shad)
Lineage: Eukaryota; Metazoa; Chordata; Actinopteri; Clupeiformes; Clupeidae
Product: transmembrane protein 100-like
Exons: 2
Coding region: 452-946 (164 amino acids)
Biological process (GO): cellular response to BMP stimulus
Source: RefSeq, a predicted model, not a curated record